Molecule: messenger RNA, 1168 nt
Organism: Ostrea edulis (European flat oyster)
Lineage: Eukaryota; Metazoa; Mollusca; Bivalvia; Ostreida; Ostreidae
Exons: 4
Coding region: 473-1168 (231 amino acids)
Source: RefSeq, a predicted model, not a curated record
GUAAAAGUUGCAAUACUGCUGGUGAUCAAAAUGUUUCAAAAAUAUUGGAUCUAACGUUGUUAAAAUCAAUAAUGUGUAACUAAAUAACGGAGAUUGGAGUUAAAGGUAUCUACAGAUACUUCUGGAUGUAAAUCCAUUUCAGUAGAUUCACUAUUGGAACUCAUCCGUUUUGGUGGGGAUUCAAGUAAUGAUAAAUAAAUGAUAAAACUACUCCGAAAAAUCAUCGGUCUUUUUUCCAAUCAUGGAAACACAAGCAAUUAACAACACUUAAGCGAUCGCGUCUGUUGCGAUUUUCCAGGUAAUUAUACAUAUUAAUGAAUUGCAGUUACUUUAAUUGAUUGUUCCGUCAUCUCACGGAUAUAGAUAUAUUGCAUCCAUGAAGAGUUACAGCAUUCACCAAACUCCACCAGAUGUUGUACAACAAAACUCCUUUCUGAUGUAUUAUACAAACUAGCACUGAACGACUACUAAAAUGACAAGGAAGCAGACUCUAGUGCUUGUGAUGAUUGUGCUUACUAACUGCGACGCCCGUUUACAAGACAGCUACUCAAAGUUACAAUAUGGACACAGACUGGAUAGAAAAACAAUAACCUCUUUUGUGGAGUUCAGUAUUUUAGACUGUGCUGAGGAGUGUUUGAGAACAACACGAUGUAAAUCCGUGAGUUAUUACAAAGGAGCCAAUUUCUGUGAAAUAAACUAUGAGAACAAAUCUUCAGCCAGUGACAGGUUUGUAAAAAGUCCGGGGUGGAUCUACAGUGAAAAGGAAGAUUGGGAUAUAGGUAUGGUGUCUUUUUGUUCGGCAUCCAAUUGUUCCAUCAAUGAAAAAUGCAAACCCUUACCAAUGGCCAAGUUUGAAUGUGUUUUAUCAGAUUGCGGCAUUCCAUCCCAGGAGGGAGUGAAUCUGAGCAGCGUCGGCAGAUGGGAUGGAAUUGGGAUUCAAAGAUUCAUGACACUUGACUGUUAUCAAAAUUACAAUCAGUCUGGUUCACGGAUGUUUGUUUGUGCACCAAACGGACAGUGGAAAACAAAGCGAUUUAAUGUUAACUCUGGGUUGUCCCUUGCGUUUGUCAAACGACGUUAUGUGCUUGAUAAAGUCGUUUUCAGUUGCCCAGCAAACCUUGCAAAGCCUUUAUAUUCUGAUGUGAUACAAAAACCUGCAUGUGAUUGA